Molecule: messenger RNA, 4221 nt
Organism: Hemiscyllium ocellatum (epaulette shark)
Lineage: Eukaryota; Metazoa; Chordata; Chondrichthyes; Orectolobiformes; Hemiscylliidae
Gene: rnf19b
Product: ring finger protein 19B
Exons: 10
Coding region: 248-2338 (696 amino acids)
Biological process (GO): positive regulation of proteasomal ubiquitin-dependent protein catabolic process; protein polyubiquitination; ubiquitin-dependent protein catabolic process
Cellular component (GO): ubiquitin ligase complex; cytoplasm
Molecular function (GO): ubiquitin conjugating enzyme binding; ubiquitin protein ligase activity; zinc ion binding
Source: RefSeq, a predicted model, not a curated record
GAGGAGGCGGAGGCGGGGCAAAGCGGUGGACUGGUGAAGCUGCUACCGAAGGGGACAGACUCAGGACGGGCUGGGGCACCUUUGUGGAGCCGAUCUUUUAUAUCCAGCUGUGCUGUACCUCAGCUGGUUGAGACUGUUCGACUCUCCCUGCCAUUAUUGACUGAAACUGCUUUAGUAACACCGCGGAGAGAGAGAGAGAUCCUCAAGGAAAUAAUUUCAACCACUUCCCGAACACCGAAAAGACAAAAUGCGUUCAGAUUCCCCCCACUCCUCAGUUAAUGCAACUCCAAAUCCCAAAUGCCCGGCAAAGAGAAGAAGGAUUUCUUUCCAGAGCAUAUUUAAUGGCAAAUCCAAAGCAAAAGAGAAGCAGGAAGUAUCUGUUGCCAGCAUCGAAAGCAUUCACACUGAAGUGGCAGAGACUGAAAAGAAACUGCACGCGUCUGACAGCAGGACAACAUUAACAUCUUCAGAUUCAGCAAGGAAGGUGUUGUCCGGCUUUCUGGAAUGUCCCCUCUGCUUAGUGCGUCAUCCAAAGGAGAAUGUGCCUGAAAUUAUGACGUGCCACCACCGAUCCUGCCUUGACUGUUUGCGGCAGUACCUGCGCAUUGAAAUCACAGAGAGCCGCGUGAAUAUCAGCUGCCCCGAAUGCUCCGAGCGGCUAAAUCCAUAUGAUAUCCGGAUGAUAUUGAACGAUCAGGCGCUGAUGGAGAAAUAUGAGGAAUUUAUGUUACGUCGGUAUCUGGCUUCUGACCCUGACUGUCGAUGGUGUCCUGCCCCAGACUGUGGAUAUGCUGUCAUUGCCUAUGGAUGUGCAAGCUGUCCGAAGAUUACCUGUGGGAGAGAUGGUUGUGGCACAGAGUUUUGCUAUCACUGCAAACAGCUGUGGCACCCAAAUCAAACCUGUGACAAUGCUCGUCAACAGAGGGCCCAAAGUCUUCGAAUUCGUACUAAACAAACGUCAGGCCUGAACUAUGGCCAGGAAUCAGGCAAUGCAGAUGAUAUCAAGCCAUGCCCACGAUGUGGGGCUUACAUCAUUAAAAUGAAUGAUGGGAGCUGUAAUCACAUGACAUGUGCUGUUUGUGGCUGUGAGUUCUGCUGGCUUUGCAUGAAGGAGAUUUCUGACCUCCAUUAUCUCAGUCCCUCUGGCUGUACAUUUUGGGGAAAGAAGCCAUGGAGCAAGAAGAAAAAAAUUCUUUGGCAGCUUGGCACAUUGAUUGGUGCUCCAGUGGGCAUUUCUCUCAUCGCUGGAAUUGCUGUGCCAGCUAUGAUUAUCGGCAUCCCAGUUUAUGUUGGUCGGAAGAUUCACAGUCGCUACAAGGGAAAGAAGACUUCAAAGCACAAAAGGAAUCUGGCAAUUACUGGUGCAGUUACCUUAUCUGUUAUUGCUUCUCCUGUGAUAGCUGCAGUCAGUGUAGGAAUUGGAGUUCCCAUCAUGUUGGCAUAUGUUUAUGGCGUAGUCCCAGUAUCACUUUGCCGUGGCGGUGGAUGUGGAGUUAGUACAGCCAAUGGAAAAGGAGUGAAAAUUGAAUUUGAUGAAGAUGAUGGACCAAUUACUGUUGCUGAUGCUUGGCAUGCUCUGAAGAACCCCAGCAUUGGAGAGAGUAGUGUCGAGGGAUUGACCAGUGUUCUGAGUUCCAGUGGCAGCCCCUUAGAUGGUGUGAGUGUAAUGCAGAGCAACUACAGUGAGACUGCCAGCUUUGCAGCUUUAUCAGGGGGCACGCUGACUGGAGGGGCACUGUCAGGGAGCAAUGGACAGAACGGCAGGUUGGAGAUUCAGACCGAUAUUAAAAAAGGCUACAGUUUGAAUAAAGAUUCCAUCAGCCUUGGAGCAACCAGUGAUAAUGCCAGCACUAGGGCUAUGGCAGGUUCAAUCAUCAGCUCGUACAAUCCACAUGACAGGGAGUGCAAUAAUCUAGAAGUGCAAGUUGACAUUGAAACCAAACCCAGCCACCUUUGUUUAACCAGUGGUAGCAGCAUUGAUGAAUCACUUCAUAUCCACACUCAGUCAGUGGAGGGACUGUGCUGUGACGAGAAGGCCAACUCUUCCAAUAGUGACCACAGAGACUGCAUCACAAGUAAACCCUGCGAUGUAACUCUUGCCCAACCAGAAAGCAUAAGAAGUGAUGAAGAUAGCACAGACACUCAGUCAGAUGAUGUGCCUGACAUUAGUUACGAUGAAUGUGAUUCACCCAGUCCAGUGAAUAGCAGCCAGUUGGAGAUCGCUGCUUCAGAUGUCAAGCUCUUAAAUGAUGAGAGUGUGGAUGGUGAUGUUGAUGAACAAAAGGAAUACGUGUUUGACAAAGAUGGGCAGCCAACAGUGACUGUAUACUACGUUUAAACUUACAACCCUCACAUAAUUCAUCAACACACAACAUGCACCUUACUUUUCAGCCUAUGGAAUUAUAUUGUAUUUGAUGUCUCAAUAUAAUGUGCUUAAAUGUACACAAUUUCAUUGCACAAUCACAUUUUUGAUGUAGUAAAUAAAGAUUUUAAUUAUUUUUUGUGAAACCUGUUAGCACUUCCACUGUUACUUUUGCAUGAAUUUAAGCAGAACUGUUUCUUUCUCAGAAUUCUUCUCCAGCAAAAGAAGUCUCAGUCCUACAGGGAUGAUGGACAUUUCCAAAUUGUUCUUGAUCAUCCCAAAUGUGAAGUUUUGCUAGAUGCUGGUUGAUGUGGAGCCCUGCCCUUUCUGAGUUGUAAAACAUGCAUUCCAAACAAAUAAUUUUACAAGAAUAUACCAGUCACCACAUUUAGGAUCUGUGUGGGUUCUGACAUGCAGGAUGCCAUGUCUCAAUGUGGUUGCAUACCAAAUGAGUACAAUGAAACUAGUCUUUUAAUUUGGAUUUUCAACUCUUACUUCAAGCUUUGUACGUACAUCUAAAAAGAUAGUGUUGUCAGUACAAAGUCAGUUGUACUGGUAUAAACUGGUCUCAACUGCAAACAUCCAGGCAGCUGUAGAUUUUAGCUUUUUUUGAGGGGAACAAAACAGGAAUACCUGUCUCAGAGAAACUGGAACAAAUGGAAGUCUCAUUGCGACUUGUUUUGAUCCAUGUCACUUUGUAUUUUAGGAUGGUUUAAUAGUACCUCCCAGUUAGCAUGGAUUUCCAAACUCCACCCAUUAAAAUUCUUCAUUCUGUUUGGGUGAUUAGAGCAAGAAACCCUGUUUCGACUGAACGCGUUUGACAGUCCGAAAAAUGUCUCAAUGCCUGAAAUGCCUUUUAACAACCUGGAAUGUACUUGUGACUUUUUUUGCACUAUAGUUUUCCAAGGACCACUCUACUGCUAGUGAGAGAGUGUAAGAGCCUAAUGUACAUACUUUAGUGGCUAUCACAAUUCAGAAUAUUCCAAUUUAGCUAUCUGGGCAUUGAUUGUCACACUACAAUAAUAACUUGACACUGAUCAGGGCACCUUACUGUCUCAAAUCAGCCUCUUCUAUUUUAAAUAUGAUUUCUGUUUGCAUAUAUUUCAUGGUGAAUGUCAUAAGGUUAAAAGAUGAAAUGGACAAAACCUAUCAAAUCUUUAAUUUAUAAUGUUUUGAACCAAACUAAAUUGUAAUUGUAUUUUUCUGAUUUAUUAAAUGCUACAGUGGAUAUUACAUUGCUUUAAAUACGGUCUCCUUUAAAACCAAGAGAGAACUCUGUUCUAAUGGAGUAGACAGCAGCAGUGCUUGCUGGAGUGUUUAACUAGUCCAGCUUUUUGUUUCCUCUGGGUUAAUUUCACUUGGGAAGCAAUAGUAAUACUGGAAUUGCUCUUAGCACCCCAAACUAUCUCAAAUCAGGCAGAAUUCUCUCUUCUGAAUGUUGUUAAUUGACUCUUUCUAGAAAGUUUACAUGUGUCGUUCUCAAAUGAGUUCAGGGUGGGACAGCUUACUGAGUGCUGACAUCUGAGUAUGUAGGUUCACACCAGGAGCAACUUGACUAGGUCUGGUGUCUUGUGGAGCCACACUCUAGCAAGUCAGUGUCUCCAAGGUAGUGGGGAAUAACAUUGCAAAAUACCUUUUUAGUGGAGUUUUAUUUAAUUAUUCAUGAACUGUCACUCCUUGCAAAACAUGCACAGCUACAGGUUCUUCAACUCCCUGAUCCUACCACAGUGCCACAAGCACAUAAUAACAGUGCAAGCAAGAAUCUGUGAUCAGAGCAGUUUUUUGUUAUUUUAAAACUACCACUUUGUUAUUGCUUAAUGUAAAUAUGAAAAAAAAUAAAGCAAAUUGUCUGACUUUAA